Symbiodinium necroappetens is the source of this 1392-nucleotide messenger RNA. The record is from the annotation of a GenBank genome assembly. Lineage: Eukaryota; Dinophyceae; Suessiales; Symbiodiniaceae.
AUGCCGUUGCUCGCCUUGCGCGCCCCGUUUCGGUCAUGUGAGCCAUUCCUGGGCCUGCAGGUACGCUGUUUUGCCAUGAAGGGCUUGGGAGGAGGAAGGAAUCUGAAGCAGUGGUGCCAAACUCCUGCAUCCACGAUGAAGAUGUUGCAGGAGCUGAAGCUUGCCAACAGGCCUGACUUGAUCUACCAACUUCUUAAGGCUCUUGAAGUAGAAGGCCGGCUUCAGCUGAGCCCAGCCCACCUGACGGUAGGGAUCACCGCCUGUUCUGGGGCGGGAGAAUGGGAGCGGGCUCUAGCCCUUUUUGCUUCCAUGCCCAAGCACAACGUAUCUCGGGAUACUAUCAGCUUCAGCGCUGCUCUCAGCGCCUGCGAGAAAGGCAGGCAGUGGCAAAUGGCCCUAGUUCUGUUCGAGUCGAUGCAGAGGGAGGAGAUAGCCCCCAAUGUCAUUACAUUCAGUGCUGCCAUCAGCGCCUGUGAGAAGGGCAUGCAGUGGCCUCUGGCGCUGCACCUUUUCCAUACCCUUCCCUCAGCAGAAGUCGCCCCCAACAUCAUCAGCUACAGCGCGACCAUAAGCUCCUGUGAGAAGGGCCAACAGUGGCAGUUUGCGGUCAGCCUCUUGCACUCCAUGCCUCGGGCGAAGAUACGGCCAACCGUUAUCAGCUAUAGCGCUGCAAUUAGCUCCUGCGAGAAGGGUGGGCAAUGGGAGCUGGCGAUGAAGCUAUUCCACACCAUGUCAAACAACCACAUACAUCCCGAUGUCAUCGCCUGCAGUGCCGCUAUCCGUGCCUGUGAGAGGGGUGGACAGUGGCCUCUGGCUCUGAAGCUGCUAUCCAUCAUGCCGGCACUUACGAUAAGUCCUAAUGUUGCUAGCCAUUCUGCUGCCAUUACCUGUUGCAAGCAAGGCGCGCAGUGGCAGCUUGCUGUGCACCUUCUGGGGGACAUGCCCAAAGACCACCAGCCUGCACACAUCAUCGGCUACAAUGCCACCAUCGGAGCUUGUGGCAAUGCUGGGAACUGGCAGCUCGCUUUGACCUUGAUUGGGGGGAUGAGCAAGGUCUCACUCCGUCCUAACGCUAUGAGCUAUGGAGCCACGAUCAAUGCCUGCUCGGCAAAUGGGCAAUGGCAAGCAGCUUUGUGCAUGUUCACCGCCAUGCAGCAAGCAGCCGUUGACCCGAACCCGCUGUCUUACAGCAGCACCAUCAUCGCGUGUCAAACCGGGGCACAAUGGCAGCAGGCUGUGCACCUUCUCAACAUGAUGCCGAAUGCCCAGAUCUUGCCGGACAUCACGGACUUCCAGGCCGUUGUCAGCGCCUGCAAUCAAAGCUCGCAGCGUGCAUGGGCACUGGAACUUCUGCGAAAGGAGAGAUCAAGCAGCCAGUUCUUCCAGCGGUAG